Vicia faba (fava bean) is the source of this 1557-nucleotide messenger RNA. Lineage: Eukaryota; Viridiplantae; Streptophyta; Magnoliopsida; Fabales; Fabaceae. The record is from the annotation of a GenBank genome assembly.
AUGGGAACGACUGAUUGGCAUUGUGAGCAAAGACUCGCUUUAACGAAUGAUUCUCCUCUAUCGGUAGAUAAUGAAAAUGGACCUGAGACUGGGUCACUCUCAAUUGUUGUGCUUGGUGCUUCUGGUGAUCUUGCUAAGAAGAAGACAUUUCCAGCACUUUUCAAUCUGUACAAGCAGGGAUUCCUACUAGAAGAUGAAGUUCUUAUUUUUGGCUAUGCAAGAACAAAAAUAUCUGAUGAAGAAUUGAGAAACCGCUUACGUGGCUAUCUUAUUAAGGACAAAGAUGCUUCCUCUGAACACUUGGAGGCUGUAUCGAAGUUUUUGCAUCUGGUCAAAUAUGUAAGUGGCUCAUAUGAUUCUGAGGAUGAUUUCCGUUUGUUGGAUAAAGAGAUUUCCAAACAUGAAUCUGAAACAAACACUACAGAGGGCUCUUCUAGGCGCCUUUUCUAUCUUGCACUUCCUCCUUCGGUGUAUCCAUCGGUUUCCAAGAUGAUCAAGACUACUUGCAUGAAUAAAUCUGAUCUUGGUGGGUGGACACGUGUCGUUGUUGAGAAGCCUUUUGGUAAGGAUCUGGAAUCUGCAGAGCAACUCAGCAACCAAAUUGGGGGGUUGUUUGAAGAACCCCAAAUUUAUCGUAUUGAUCACUACUUGGGAAAGGAAUUAGUACAGAACAUGUUGGUACUUCGUUUUGCAAAUCGCUUGUUCUUGCCUCUAUGGAAUCGCGACAAUAUUGCUAAUGUGCAGAUAGUUUUCAGAGAAGAUUUUGGAACUGAAGGCCGGGGAGGAUAUUUCGACCAAUACGGAAUUAUCCGGGAUAUAAUUCAGAACCAUCUGCUACAGAUUUUUUGCUUGGUCGCUAUGGAAAAGCCUGUUUCUCUCAGGCCUGAGCACAUCCGGGAUGAGAAAGUGAAGGUUCUUCAAUCCGUACUUCCUAUUAAAGACAAUGAUGUUGUUCUUGGACAGUAUGAGGGCUAUAGAGAUGAUCCAACUGUACCUGACAAUUCCAACACUCCAACUUUUGCAACUGUUGUUCUGCGUGUGCACAACGAAAGAUGGGAGGGUGUUCCUUUCAUACUAAAAGCAGGGAAAGCCCUAGGAUCAAGAAAAGCUGACAUUCGGAUUCAGUUCAAGGAUGUUCCUGGCGAUAUUUUCAAGUGUCAGAAGCAGGGUAGAAAUGAGUUUGUUAUACGCCUGCAACCUUCCGAAGCUAUGUACAUGAAGCUUACGGUCAAGCAACCUGGUCUGGAGAUGUCAACAGCUCAAAGUGAACUUGAUUUGUCAUACAGACAACGCUACCAGGGGGUAACCAUACCAGAGGCCUAUGAGCGUCUAAUUCUCGACACAAUUAGAGGUGAUCAACAACAUUUUGUUCGCCGAGACGAGUUAAAGGCAUCUUGGGAGAUCUUUACACCACUUUUGCACAGAAUUGAUAAGGGUGAACUCAAGUCAAUCCCUUACAAAUCUGGAAGCAGAGGUCCUGCAGAAGCCGAUGAGUUGCUCGAAAAAGCUGGAUAUGUUCAAACACACGGUUAUAUAUGGAUCCCUCCUACUCUCUAA